AUGGGUCUCAAGCGCAAGCACUCCUCUGACGACUCGCCGCUCUCCAUGUCCAGCUUCGGCUCCGUCUCGACACCAGACACACAACUACCAAUGUCGUUCUCCAAAGGUUACGACAAGGUGAUGGAAACAGACGCGCCCGCGACUAUGAGAACUAACGCGUGGGACUUUAUGAGCGCGAGCCGAGUCAAAAGCAGCGACUGGGGGAACCGCACGCGCAAGCGAGUCCGCGACAACAGACCCGAUGAGCGAGCGAUACAUGAGAACACGCUAAACAUGCUCUUCGCCGCGCAACGUAACUACCCCGACGCCUCACCUAUCCCAUCCCAUCCUCUUCCAAUGCAUCAACAACCUAUUUCAAUCCCAUCAAAACCACAAAAGUCCACGCUGCAUUCCUUCUGGAAAGAGCUGCCCGCGCCGCCUGUUCAACCUAUCUUCUCAAUGCCCGUACAGCAGGAGCAGACUUCAUCACAACUGCCGCGGUGCGAAGAUUGCGAUACACCGCUGCAGAGUGGAGGAGAUAGCAUGGAUGUAGACAUGGACAUGGACAUGGGCGGAGCUGUGGAACAUAGUCCUUUCGCGUGCAAUGAUUGCGGGAGGAAUCGGAAGGAAUUCGAGAAGGUGGUGGUAGGCUGCGAGUGA
Molecule: messenger RNA, 639 nt
Organism: Alternaria burnsii
Lineage: Eukaryota; Fungi; Ascomycota; Dothideomycetes; Pleosporales; Pleosporaceae
Exons: 3
Coding region: 1-639 (212 amino acids)
Source: RefSeq, a predicted model, not a curated record